UAGGUGGCGGUACGUCUUUUGUUAAGCAUCAACAGACAGCAAUAGAGAAGAAGACGAGGAAGUGCUUUAUUUACAUACUUUUGUUGUCAUCUAAGAACUUCGGUAGUUGUUGUUUUAUCAUUAUUAUUUACAGCUUUAAUCGCGUCAGGACCCGCUGUCAGUGUUGAGAGGGGUGCGUGUUCUCCAGUGGGCAGCAGCGGACAGCAUUAAUGGCCGAGGGCAGCAGCGGUAACCCGGGCAGCGCUCCUCCCGGAGACCCGCAGCUCAUCGCGCUCAUAGUGGAGCACCUGAAGAACAGAGGCCUGUUCGACGAGUUCAGGAGAGACUGUCUGGCAGACGUGGACACGAAGCCAGCUUAUCAAAAUCUGCGACAGAAGGUGGACAACUUUGUGUCCACUCAUCUCAGCACUCAAGAAUGGAAUCCGUCCAUCAACAAGAACCAGGCGAGGAAUGGCUUGAGGCAAAGCGUAGUGCAGUCGGGGAUGCUGGAAUCAGGGGUGGACCGAAUCAUCACUCAGGUGGUGGACCCUAAACUGAACCAUACCUUCAGGCCACACAUCGAGGACGCCAUUCAUGAUUUUCUAUCCGCAGAGACGAGAGAAGAGGGUGCAUCGAAUUCAGCCCUCGAUGCUGAACAACAGGAGAUGACCAGCAACACUACAGCCAAAACACAAUGAGGUACAAGAAUACCUUUGUGCUAUUUCACAUGGAGAUCACCAAAAGUUGUCGUUCCGUGACUGGCUACAGAGGACGAACAUUUGCUGGGCACUGGAACUUUUUGGAUUUAAGUGGUUAGAUUGGGUUGUUUUGCACAAUGUGUGUGUGUUAAGCAUGUUACAUAAAAGCGAGUUGUUAAGCCCAUGCUGUCUGGUUUAGUUUAAUGAAGUGACAUCUUAAGCACUAAAGAACAACUGAAGCUUAUUUGUCCAAAUUCAAAUAAAUGUUUUUGAAAAAACAGAGAUUAAAAAAAGUACAUCGAACUGAAGCCAGACGCAAAUGAUCCUUUUUACACAGCUGGAUUUGUGAGAUU
Molecule: messenger RNA, 1030 nt
Organism: Pimephales promelas (fathead minnow)
Lineage: Eukaryota; Metazoa; Chordata; Actinopteri; Cypriniformes; Leuciscidae
Gene: bod1
Product: biorientation of chromosomes in cell division 1
Source: RefSeq, a predicted model, not a curated record